ACAGCGGCUUUGUAUGCGUUCGGAAGUCUGAAAAAGAGCUGGUCGCCAAGUGAGAGGGCACAGUAUGCAGCCGCCUCCUCGUUUCACUGGUGGGACAACAACGAGCAAACCUACAAUUCCACGUUCCCAAAGCUGGUUGAGCUUGCACGAUUAGUAUUUGCGGUUACUACAUCGUCGGCUGCUAGUGAGCGUGCCUGGAGCAUUUUCGACCUCAUUCAUUGCAAGAAGCGCAAUCGACUGACUAAAGACAAGGCGGAGAAGCUCGCGUACAUUUACAUCAACUUGGCUGCAGCGGAGACGAGUUGGAUGGACGUUGCCCGUUGGCAAGAGUAUCCAGAGAGUGUC
Molecule: messenger RNA, 345 nt
Organism: Phytophthora sojae
Lineage: Eukaryota; Oomycota; Peronosporomycetes; Peronosporales; Peronosporaceae
Exons: 1
Molecular function (GO): protein dimerization activity
Source: RefSeq, a predicted model, not a curated record